AUGGCGCCUUAUCGCGCGCAACAGCGCGAUCUUAUCUGCGUGCCUGAGAUGGAGACGGAGCGAGGAGGGGGCGGCGGCGGCGAGCCGGGGCUGGGAGUUGGACUGGUCUGCUCCGUUCACACCCUGUCCUUGGGUUCUGUCGCCCCCUAGUGGUACCCGGAGGUGCGGCACCACUGCCCCUCCACCCCCAUCAUCCUGGUGGGCACCAAGCUGGAUCUGAGGGACGAGAAGGACACUAUCGAGAAGCUGAAGGAGAAGAAGCUGGCGCCCAUCACGUACCCCCAGGGCCUGGCCCUGGCCAAGGAGAUAGAUGCGGUGAAGUACCUCGAGUGCUCUGCCCUGACGCAGCGAGGGCUGAAGACCGUGUUCGACGAGGCCAUCCGUGCCGUCCUCUGCCCCCAGCCCGCCAAGGUCAAGAAACGGGGCUGCAUGCUGCUCUGAAGGCACGUGGAGCCCCCCUGUGAGGACCAAGCCCAUCGCCUCCCCGGGAGUCUGCUCUCUCUUCUCCACUGCAGUUACCUUUCUCAUUAUCAUCUGUCUACUUUUCCUAAAAACAAAUUAGUGUAUAAAAAUUCAAUUUAUUUAAACAUUUACUAAUAACUAGUAGUAAGUAGCUAGAGAACAAGGAAACGGUGUCUUCUUGACAUGAGCCAGUAUCCUACUGUUAAUGUACAGUCCGCAUAGCCCUUGGACUGUAACCCACUAAACCCGACACCGAGUAAUUAUCAGACUGGUGUGUGCUGAUCCAUUUGUAUUAUAAGGCUGUACAAGAGAAUGUACUGUAAAGUCAUUAAAGUAUGGAAGCAUUGUUUUACGAUCAUAUCUGGUUAAGAUGCUAUUUGGCGAGAGAUGCACAGUGUGUUUACGCAUUUUAAAUUGCAAUAAAACUUGCUCUUUAUACGUUU
Lepisosteus oculatus (spotted gar) is the source of this 905-nucleotide messenger RNA. Lineage: Eukaryota; Metazoa; Chordata; Actinopteri; Semionotiformes; Lepisosteidae. The record is from RefSeq and is a predicted model, not a curated record.